AUGGGUCGCGUUAUUAUUCGGGAAGGUCAUCGAGCUGAAAAGUUUUAUCUGAUUAUCGAUGGAAUCACUGAUGUGUAUCAAUUAUGGGAGAGUCCAAUAACGAACACAAUCAGUUCAAGAUUGGUGGCCGUACUCAAAAAAGGAAGCUCUUUUGGGGAGAUUGCUCUGUUAAAUUCCAAGAGGCGAACUGCAACGGUGACUUGUCAAACUGACGUGACGAUGCUUGCCAUCGAACAAGAAGAUUUUGUCAAAAUUUUUAUGUCGAACAAAGAACGGACUGAACCUGACUUUAUAACAUUUCUACGACAGAUACCGGAAUUUCGUGGCUUUCCUUUUGAAAAAAUUCCGCCCAAUGAUCCCUACUUUUGUCAUGUUGUUUACUAUCGUAUGGGCACAGUGAUGUGUAAAGAUUCGAAUAAAGACGAAUGGAUUUACGUCAUACGAACAGGUUGUUGUCGAGUCAUUAAAGCACUGACUCAGGUAACGCCGAAGUUAACAAUAAAAAAGAAACCUGAAGUGAUUUACGAUCAUUUUGGUAUGGUUAUGACCGAUCCUUUUGAUUGA
Messenger RNA from Rotaria sordida, 564 nucleotides. Lineage: Eukaryota; Metazoa; Rotifera; Eurotatoria; Philodinida; Philodinidae. The record is from the annotation of a GenBank genome assembly.